AUGUGUAUACCAAGUUUUUCAUGUACGUUUGUUCUUUCUGCAGCCAAUAUCCGUGCUGUAAAGAGGGAGCAAUUCCGACAGCAGCUAAAGGAGAAGCCUGGAGAGGAAUUAGAAUCCACCUUUUUUGACAAUCGUGUGCUUGUGGCACCUGCUCAGCGCAUUCGCAAGGGCUUCAAAUUUCAUGAACAGGGUCGUUUUGAGAAGAUAGCACAAAGAAUUAGAACAAAGGCCCAGUUGGAGAAGUUACAGAAUGAAAUUGCUCAGGCGGCAAGAAAGACUGGAAUCCAAGCCUCCACAAAGCUAGCUCUGAUUGCUCCCAAAAAGGAGCUUGGUGAAGGAGAGGUACCCCACAUCGAGUGGUGGGACUCGUACAUCUUACCUACAAAUAAAGAAUAUGCUUCACAGACUAAAUUUGAAGAAUUGGAGCUUUUUGGUGUAACAAACCUUGUAGAACACCCAGCUCAAAUAAAACCACCAGUGGACAUGGAUAAAGCGGUAACGCUAGGCGUAUACUUAACAAAGAAAGAACAAAAAAAGCUCAGACGACAAACUCGCAGAGAAGGCCAAAAAGAAGUACAAGAAAGAGUGCGUCUGGGUCUGAUGCCUCCACCAGAACCCAAAGUUCGUAUUUCUAAUCUGAUGAGGGUGCUUGGGACCGAGGCAGUCCAGGACCCCACAAAGGUUGAAGCGCACGUUCGAGCACAGAUGGCCAAACGACAGAAGGCUCAUGAAGAGGCCAAUGCAGCUCGUAAGCUCACAGCAGAACAAAGAAAAGAAAAGAAAGUGAAGAAGUUGAAAGAAGACCUAACUAAUGGUGUUCAUAUUGCAGUUUACAGAAUCCGCAACUUGCACAAUCCUGCCAAAAAGUUUAAGGUUGAGGCCAAUGCCAACCAACUGUACCUGACGGGCACUGUCGUUAUGCAUAAAGACAGUAACAUUGUAGUGGUGGAAGGAGGCCCCAAAUCACAAAAGAAAUUCAAAAGGCUCAUGAUGCACAGAAUCAAAUGGGUAGAACUCAGCAGUAAAAGAGAUGAUCGUGAUGAUGAUGAUACAAAGAGGAAUAACAAGUGUUGGCUGAUAUGGGAGGGCACUGCUAAGGAGCGCAGUUUUGGGGAAAUCAAGUUUAAACAGUGUCCAACUGAAAGUAUGGCGAGAGAACAUUUCAAGAAGCACCGUACUGAACACUACUGGGACCUUGCACUGAGUCAUAGUGUGUUGGAUGGCACUGAUGACUGA
This is a messenger RNA of Knipowitschia caucasica, 1236 nucleotides long. NCBI's taxonomy places the organism in Eukaryota, Metazoa, Chordata, Actinopteri, Gobiiformes, Gobiidae. The record is from the annotation of a GenBank genome assembly.